GAAUGCGGCGCCUGACUCACAGCGCCCCUACCUGCCGCCGCCCAUAAAGCCGAUCCCGCCGCCGCCCUCGCACAGCCAGGCCCGACGCGCCGCUGCCCCAGCCCGCGAGCCCAGCGCAGCGCGGGGAGUCCCGGCCAAGAACAAGAAUGAUGGUUUCACCUCUCAGCCUGAGGACCAGGCUGCUGCUGGCAGCCCUGCUAAGCCUCAGCCUCUCCGGGAACAUGGCCAACCGCUGCAAGAAGGCCCAGGUGAAGAGCUGUACCGAGUGCAUCCGUGUGGACCCGGACUGCGCCUACUGCACGGAUGAGAUGUUCAAGGAUCGACGCUGCAACACCCAGGCAGAGCUGUUGGCUGCUGGCUGCCGGCAGGAGAGCGUGGUGGUCAUGGAGAGCAGCUUUGAGAUCACAGAGGAGACCCAGAUCGAUACCACCCUGCACCGCAGCCAAGUGUCUCCCCAGGGGCUGCGGGUCCGGCUUCGGCCUGGUGAGGAGCGGCAUUUUGCGCUAGAAGUCUUCGAGCCCCUGGAGAGCCCUGUGGACCUGUACAUUCUCAUGGACUUCUCCAACUCCAUGUCUGAUGAUCUGGACAACCUCAAGCAGAUGGGGCAAAACCUGGCCCGGGUCCUGAGUCAGCUCACCAGUGACUACACUAUUGGAUUCGGCAAGUUUGUGGACAAAGUCAGCGUCCCCCAGACAGACAUGAGGCCUGAGAAGCUGAAGGAGCCCUGGCCCAACAGUGAUGCCCCGUUCUCCUUCAAGAAUGUCAUCAGCUUGACGGAAGAUGUGGGUGAGUUCCGGAGUAAACUGCAAGGAGAGAGGAUCUCAGGCAACCUGGACGCCCCUGAAGGAGGGUUUGAUGCCAUCCUGCAGACAGCUGUGUGCACAAGUGACAUUGGCUGGCGCCCUGACAGCACCCACCUACUGGUGUUCUCCACUGAGUCCGCCUUCCACUACGAGGCAGAUGGCGCCAACGUACUGGCCGGCAUCAUGCACCGUAACGAUGAGGAGUGCCACCUGGAUGCCACUGGCACUUACACCAAGUACAGGACACAGGACUACCCGUCCGUGCCCACUCUGGUGCGUCUGCUCGGGAAACACAACAUCAUCCCCAUCUUCGCUGUCACCAACUACUCCUACAGCUACUACGAGAAGCUGCACACAUAUUUCCCCGUCUCCUCCCUGGGUCUGCUGCAGGAGGACUCGUCCAACAUCGUGGAGCUAUUGGAGGAGGCCUUCAAUCGGAUUCGUUCCAACCUGGAUAUCCGGGCUUUAGAGAGCCCCAGAGGCCUGCGGACGGAAGUCACCUCCAAGAUGUUCCAGAAGACAAAGACGGGGUCCUUCCACAUCCGGCGGGGGGAAGUGGGCACGUAUGACGUGCAGCUUCGGGCCAUGGAGGAGGUGGACGGGACACACGUGUGCCAACUGCCAGAAGAGGACCACAAGGGCCAGAUUCACCUGAAGCCUUCCUUCUCUGAUGGCCUCAACUUAGAUGUGGGCAUCAUCUGUGAUGUCUGUGCCUGUGAGCUGCAAAAGGAAGUGCGGUCAGCUCUCUGCAACUUCAAUGGGGACUUCAUGUGUGGGCACUGUGUGUGCAGUGAGGGCUGGAGUGGCAAGACCUGCAACUGCUCCACAGGUUCCCUGAGUGACACGGAGCCCUGCGUGCGGGAGGGCGAGAUCAAGCCUUGCUCGGGCCGCGGGGAGUGUCAGUGCGGACGCUGCGUGUGCUAUGGCGAAGGCAGAUAUGAGGGCCAAUUCUGCGAGCAUGACAACUUCCAGUGUCCCCGCACCUCAGGCUUCCUCUGCAAUGACCGGGGCCGCUGCUCCAUGGGUCAGUGUGCGUGUGAGCCGGGGUGGACAGGCCCGAGCUGUGAAUGUCCACUCAGCAAUGCCACUUGCAUCGACAGCAACGGGGGCAUCUGUAAUGGGCGUGGCCACUGCGAAUGCGGCCGCUGCCACUGCAACCAGCAGUCUAUCUACACGGACACCACCUGUGAGAUCAACUUCUCGGCGAUCCGCCUGGGCCUCUGUGAGGACCUCCGUUCCUGCGUGCAGUGCCAGGCCUGGGGCACCGGUGAGAAGAAAGGGCGAAAGUGUGCAGAGUGCAGCUUCAAGGUCAAGAUGGUGGACGAGCUUAAGAAAGGAGAGGAGGUGAUGGAGUACUGCUCCUUCCGGGAUGAGGACGACGACUGCACCUACAGCUACAACGUGGAGGGGGACGGCACCCCUGGGCCCAAUAGCACCAUCCUGGUGCACAGGAAGAAGGACUGUCCCCCCGGCUCCUUCUGGUGGCUUAUUCCGCUGCUCAUCUUCCUUCUGCUGCUCUUGGCUCUGCUGCUGCUGCUGUGUUGGAAGUACUGCGCCUGCUGCAAGGCCUGCCUGGCUCUCCUCCCUUGCUGCAACCGAGGUCAUAUGGUGGGCUUCAAGGAAGACCACUACAUGCUGCGAGAGAGCCUGAUGGCCUCCGACCACCUGGACACGCCCAUGCUGCGCAGCGGGAACCUCAAGGGCCGGGACACCGUCCGCUGGAAGAUCACCAACAACGUGCACCGGCCGGCCUUUGCCAGCCACUCAGCCAGCACCAAGCCCUCAGAGCUGGUGCCCUACGGGCUGUCUCUGCGCCUCGCCCGCCUUUACACAGAGAACCUGCUCAAGCCUGACACUCGAGAAUGUGACCAGCUGCGUCGUGAGGUGGAGGAGAAUCUGAACGAGGUAUACAGACAGAUCCCAGACGCCCACAAGCUCCAGCACACCAAGUUCCGGCAGCAACCCAACGCCGGGAAGAAGCAGGACCACACCAUCGUGGACACCGUGCUGAUGGCACCCCGCUCAGCCAAGCAGGCACUGCUGAAGCUGACAGAGCGGCACGUGGACCAGAAGACCUUCCAUGAGCUCAAAGUGGCACCCGGCUACUACACGCUCACUGCUGACCAAGAGGCUCGGGGCAUGGUGGAGUUCCAGGAGGGCGUGGAGAUGGUAGACGUGCGGGUGCCCCUCUUCAUCCGGCCAGAGGACGACAAUGAGAAGCAGCUGCUGGUGGAGGCCAUUGACGUGCCCGUGGGCACUGCCACCCUCGGCCGCCGUCUGGUGAACAUCACUGUCAUCAAAGAGCAAGCCAGUGGAAUUGUGUCCUUUGAGCAACCUGAGUACGUGAUCAGCAGAGGGGAGCAGGUGGCUCGCAUCCCCGUCAUCCGGCGCAUUCUGGACAACGGCAAGUCCCAGGUUUCCUACCGCACACAGGACAGCACGGCACAAGGCAAACGGGACUAUCUUCCCACAGAGGGGGAGCUGGUGUUCCAGCCUGGGGAGACCUGGAAGGAGGUCCAGGUGAAACUCCUAGAGAUGCAGGAAAUGGACUCCCUCCUGCGAGACCGCCAGACCCGCCGCUUCCUCAUUCAGCUCAUCAGUCCCAAAUUCGGGACCCGCCUGGGCCAACCCCACUCAGCCACUGUCAUCAUUGGUGAUCGAGAUGAAAUGGAUGGAAAUAUCAUGAACCAUCCCUUGUUGUCAUCUGCACCGCCCCAGUGUGACCUGGGCGCUCCACAGAACCCCAAUGCCAAAGCUGCAGGGUCCCGGAAGAUCCAGUUCAAUUGGUUGCCCCCUCCUGGAAAACCGACAGGCUACAGGGUGAAGUACUGGAUCCAGGGGGACUCUGAGUCAGAAGCCCACCUGCUUGACAGCAAGGUGCCAUCCGUGGAGCUCACUAACCUGUACCCCUACUGCGACUAUGAGAUGAAAGUGUGUGCCUAUGGGGCCCUGGGCGAGGGCCUCUACAGCUCCCUGGUGUCCUGCCGCACCCACCAGGAAGCACCCAGCGAACCCGGGCGGCUGGCGUUCAAUGUUGUCUCCCCAACGGUGACCCAACUGAGCUGGGCUGAGCCGGCUGAGACCAACGGCGAGAUCACAGCCUAUGAGGUCUGCUAUGGCCUGGUCAACGAGGACAACCGACCCAUUGGGCCGAUGAAAAAGGUGCUGGUGGACAGCCCCAAGAGGCGCAUGCUGCUGAUCGAGAACCUGCGCGAGUCCCAGCCCUACCGCUACACGGUGAAGGCGCGCAACGGGGCUGGCUGGGGGCCGGAGCGGGAAGCUAUCAUCAACCUGGCCACCCAGCCCACGCGGCCCAUGUCCAUUCCCAUCAUCCCGGACAUCCCUAUCGUGGACGCCCAGAGUGGGGAAGAUUAUGAGAACUUCCUCAUGUACAGCGACGAUGUUCUCCGCUCCCCUGCUGGCAGCCAGAGGCCCAGCGUCUCUGAUGAUACUGGCGGCGGCUGGAAGUCGGAGCCCCUGCCCGGGGAGGAGCUGGACCUGCGGCGCGUCACGUGGCGGCUACCCCCGGAGCUCAUUCCGCGCCUGUCGGUCAGCAGCGCGAGCUCCUCCUCGGCCGAGCCGCCCCGCAGAUCCCCGGACCCCGGCUCCGGCCGCCUGGAGGGGGAGGGCGGCGGCACCAAGCCUGGGGCCCCCGGAGAGCACCUUGUGAAUGGGCGGACGGACUUUGCCUUCCUGGGCAGUGCCAACUCCCUGCACAGAAUGACCGUUGCCAACGCUGCUUACGGCACCCACCUGAGCCCACACCUGCCACACAGAUUGCUGAGCACGUCCUCCACUCUCACCCGGGACUACCACUCACUGACCCGCAGGGAACACUCACUCCCUGCCACGCUGCCCAGGGACCGGACCAACUUCAGCUCCCUUCCUCCCCACAGCCUCCCUCCCAUCUGGGAAGACGGGAGGAGCAGGCUCCCACUGUCCUGGGCCCUGGGCUCCAGGAGUUGGGCUCGGAUGGAGCUCCCCACCUGCGGGGACUCUAGAGACUCUAUAAUCCUGGCUGGGCAGCCAGCAGCACCCUCUAGUGGUCCAGAUUCCCGGCCUGCUCUGGGUGUCACCCCCAGCCGCCUGGUGUUCUCGGCCCUGGGCCCCACGUCUGUUAAAGUGAGCUGGCAGGAGCCGCAGUGUGAGCAGGGGCUGCAGGGCUAUGCUGUGGAGUACCAGCUGCUGAGCGGCGGUGAGGUGUAUCAGCUUAGCAUCCCCAGCCCCAGCCAGACAUCAGUAGUGGUGGAAGACCUGCUGCCCAACCACUCCUACAUGUUCCGAGUGCGGGCCCAGACCCAAGACGGCUGGGGCCCCGACCGCGAGGGGGUCAUCACCAUUGAGUCACAGGUGCACCCACAGAGCCCGCUCUGCCCCUUGCCAGGCUCCACCUUCACUUUAAGCACCCCCAGUGCCCCGGGCCCACUGGUAUUCACCGCUCUGAGCCCUGAGUCACUGCAGCUCAGUUGGGAGCGGCCACGCAGGCCUGAUGGGGACAUCCUAGGCUACCUGGUGACCUGCGAGAUGGCCCAAGGAGCAGGGUCAGCCACCACCUUCGUGGUGGAAGGGGACUCCCCUGAGAGUCGACUGACAGUACCGGGCCUCAGCGAGAAUGUGCCCUACAAGUUCAAGGUGCAGGCCAAGACCACCAAUGGCUUCGGGCCAGAGCGCGAGGGGAUCAUCACCAUCGAGUCCCAGCAUGGAAGCCACUUCCCACAGCUGGGCAGCCACUCUGGAUUCUUCCAGCACUCCCUGCCUCGAGAGUACAGCACCCUCACCAGCACCCACAGCAGCACCAAUGAGCCCUUUCUACUGGAUGGACUAACUCUGGGAUCCCAGCACCUGGAAGCCGGUGGUUCCCUCACCCGGCAUGUGACCCAAGAGUUUGUGAGCCGGACACUAACCACCAGCGGAACCCUGAGCAGCCAGGUAGACCAGCAGUUCUUCCAGACCUGAGCUUCCCCCCCAACGCCUCCCGGCCCCGCAGUGUCCUGGCACCUGGACCCCAGCCAGACUCACCUGCUUGCUGCUGCCUGAGUUGCCCCACAACCUGGCCUCCUGGUGGCCCUGCCCACCUGCAUGGUGAUCACAGGGCAGGGGGUGGUGUCCUCUGUGGGACUUGAUGAGGGGAGAGGUCCCAGAAAUCCUGUCAGGCUUGGCCCCCUAGCCCCCACCCCAGGUUUAAGCCCGUUUGUAACCAAAGAGCUGGGACCAGCAUAACAAGGGCCCGACUUUGUUCCGCACUUAAGUAAAAGA
This is a messenger RNA of Erinaceus europaeus (western European hedgehog), 6059 nucleotides long. RefSeq names its product integrin subunit beta 4 (gene ITGB4). Gene Ontology annotation, cellular component: focal adhesion; membrane; cell surface. The transcript is spliced from 41 exons. Lineage: Eukaryota; Metazoa; Chordata; Mammalia; Eulipotyphla; Erinaceidae. Gene Ontology annotation, molecular function: integrin binding. Gene Ontology annotation, biological process: integrin-mediated signaling pathway; hemidesmosome assembly; cell-matrix adhesion. The coding region runs from base 147 to 5759 and encodes 1870 amino acids. The record is from RefSeq and is a predicted model, not a curated record.